Messenger RNA from Vitis vinifera (wine grape), 1062 nucleotides. Its product is annotated as putative F-box/LRR-repeat protein At3g28410. The transcript has a single exon. Bases 1 to 1062 code for a protein of 353 amino acids. Lineage: Eukaryota; Viridiplantae; Streptophyta; Magnoliopsida; Vitales; Vitaceae. The record is from RefSeq and is a predicted model, not a curated record. Gene Ontology annotation, molecular function: protein binding.
AUGGGUUGCACAGGAAAAGCUCAAAAGCGUAUGAGAAAAAUACAAACAAACUCAGAAAAUAGGCACAACCAGAAUCAGAAUGACUUCAUUAGCAGAUUACCAGAGGAUAUUCUUCUUAUUAUCUUAAACAAACUGCCCAUGGAAGAUGCUGUGGCUACCUCCUUACUCUCAUCGAAGUGGAGGGACUUAUGGAAGCUCACUUCUAAUGUGGAUUUCAACUAUCGAUGGGUGCAAGUCAGGAGAAAAGAAAUCCAUCCAUCUGUGAACCACUUUGUCCGCUCGCACCAUGGCAAGGAGAUCAAAUGCUUUUCUGUCUCUUUGAGGUGUAAGAAGAGUAUGGUGCCUGAUGUGCAGUCUUGGAUUACUUAUGCAGCUAAAAAAAAUGUUGAAGAACUGUGCAUCAACUUGAAUGAUAGGGAAGAUAACAGGAAGAACAGAACGUAUCAUUUGCAGCAUUUGUGUUUUCCUGCCUGUGAUUUGAGCUUUUCUUCCCUGGUGAAGCUAAUCCUCAAGUUUCUAUGGCUGGAUAUGGAUUACUUCCCUCACUGUGAGUCCCUGAAAGAGCUUCACCUAGAAAAGCUUGUAUUGCCUAAUGAUGAAAUCAAUGGAAUCACUGAAAAAUCUCCAGCACUGCAAUUCUUGUGCUUGAUUAACUCUAAUCUGAGUGAGAAUCUCCAUGUUAACAUUUCUCCAAAUUCUAAUCUUCGGAAGCUGAUAAUUGAGGAUGAGUUUGUGGAGUAUAACAGGAUGCAGCAUAUUUUUAUCAAUGCUCCAAAAAUUACGAGGAUAGAGUUUUUGUCAAGCAUGCCAAAGAGGAAGUACCAUAUAGUGAAUAUGGGGGUUGGUAUUGAAGCAAGGUUCAACUUGAAUAGGAUGUUUCGUGAGCGAGGAGAAGCCAAGGCCACCUGUAAUGGUGUGCUUGUUUGCCGGUAUCAGCAGAACCUCCUGGGUCUACUCAAGACGUUUCAGACUGCUAAGGUACUUGAAGUAUGCAGCUGGUGUAUUCAGGUGUGCAUUUCUCCAUUGGAUUUUCAGUUCUCCCUCACAAACUCAAUUUGGUAA